UGCUCUUGCUUCUAGGGUUUUCUUCUAACACAUCUAUUCUCUUUUUCAUUUAUUAAAUUACUAAAAUUUUGAUUUUUUUUUUUUUUUUCCCCAAAGUUCUUGAUACUUUGUUGCAUAGUCACUUGGAUCUUACAUAGAAGAAUCAUAUAUCAAGAUUGUAAUUAACAGAUCAUCAGAAAUUAGAGAGAAUUCUUGGAAGAUCUGUCCUGAAGAAGAAGAAGAAAGAAAACCCUUGUAAGAUCCAAACUAAAACAAGAGACGAAUUCAAGCUCAAUCGAAAAUAAAAAAUCGAAUCAUCAAUGGCAUCAUCAAACAGCAGCAACAGCAGCAGCAGCUACUCAAACCCUCCCUGCGCAGCCUGCAAAUUCCUCCGCCGGAAAUGUCUCUCCGGCUGCAUCUUCGCGCCGUACUUCCCGCCGGAGGAGCCGACGAAAUUCUCGAAUGUCCACAAAAUCUUCGGGGCCAGCAACGUUAGCAAGCUGCUAAACGAAAUCCAUCCCCAGCAGCGCGAGGACGCCGUCAAUUCGCUGGCGUACGAGGCUGAGGCCCGCCUGAAAGACCCCGUCUACGGCUGUGUCGGCGCCAUCUCCGUCCUGCAGCGACAGGUCAUUCAGUUGCAGAAGGAGCUCGACGCCACCAACGCCGAUCUCAUGAGAUACACCAACGAUCAUACAGCUUCUUACAAUAAUUUCAUUAUCCAAAAUAAUCAUAAUAAUAAUAAUAAUCAAGAUAGGGUUCGAGAUUAUGAUCCAAAUUAUUCGUCAGGGUUUUGUUACAGUAGUAAUAAUCAUUAUUCAUGGAAUCAUGGAGGAGGCAGCCAUGGCGAUCAGGGAAGCAGCAGCACUUAGCUCACUAUAUAUAUAUAAAUAAAACCUCUCUCUCUCUCUCUCUAUAUAUAUAUAUAUAUGUAUAUGUGUGUGUGUAUGUAAUUGGGGAUGUUUCUGUAUGGAAUGUGUUUCUUGUUUUGGUAUAUGAUAAAAAAGCGUGUUUAGGGAUCCUUUGUGGUUUAUACUGUAGUCGUGUUUUUAGUCCUGCGCUUUUUAAUUGCCUUGGCUAAUUGUUAGUUGGUUUCCUUAGGAUAUGUUUUACAUUGGUGUGUUCUUCUAUGUGGUUGG
Messenger RNA from Andrographis paniculata, 1115 nucleotides. Its product is annotated as LOB domain-containing protein 25-like. NCBI's taxonomy places the organism in Eukaryota, Viridiplantae, Streptophyta, Magnoliopsida, Lamiales, Acanthaceae. The coding region runs from base 300 to 848 and encodes 182 amino acids. The transcript is spliced from 2 exons. The record is from RefSeq and is a predicted model, not a curated record.